UAGUUCUUUGUUAAUCUCUUUAUUGCCAAAAAUUAAUAUUUCAUGUUUCAUGAAUUCCUUCAAUCUGAUUUUAUGAGCGUAAGGAAGCCAAUAUUUCUAGCAUAUAAUGCUGUUGGAAGGUCCUUUGAUCUCAAAAACAGCCUGAAGUCUUUUAGGGCGUUUCCAAGGAUAAAAAUAUCUAAAAUUUAAAGAUCCAAUAACAAGUAUAACCAUGUAUAGGUGUAAGACUGAGUGGAUGGCACGCAUUCAGGCUCUCAAUUGCCUAUGAUGCAGGAGCUGCAAACUUAUACACUUUCAGUUUUAGUGCUACUGCAGAUACAGAUGGAGGGUUUCUCAAUAGGACAGAUCUAGAUGCUACCUUUUCAAAUAAUGCAAAUGACCCAGAAGCCAUUAUAGGGCAGUUCAAUGUUGGCAGUGUCUCAAAUCCCUUCACUGGCAUGAUCGAUAGAUUUGCAAUCUGUGAUGAUAUUAGUUUUUGUGGGUAUCCAGAUACAUUAACAAGAAAUAAUUUGAUCGAGAACUCAGCGAAGCUAUAUCAAUACUAUUGGCCACUUAAUGAUGAAUACAACAGCUACGAUGAGUACAAAGUAAUCUCAUAUGAAAAGAUUCAGAAAGACACAGGUUCAGCUGAUUUCACUUUCUACAAUGCUGACAAUACCAGAGUGGUUUAUCCAACCAAUAAUGGAUGGGUCAGUCUGUAUAAAGAUAGCUGGAUGAUGACAGAGCCAUUUCCAUUCAAUAAUGCGAUGCAGUUCACAAUUGAGUUUGAGUACCUCAAGUUUAAUCACGACACUGUCUUCUGGAUGUUCCCAUGGUUUGAUGAAAGCAGUGAUUCAAAGCAAUAUUGGACGAACUAUCAUCACCGGAUGCGAGCAGGCUCCAAGGAUACAAUGAGAGACAUGCCUGGUGUGCAUGGGUCCAAAUGGACCAGAGUAAUGUAUUCAUACACCUAUGAAGAUAACAAUGAUAUAAUAAUGCUUGCCAUGGGUCAAGAAACCUUAAGAGACCAAGUCCACAAUUCAGCAACUACUUGAGAUUUUAGCCAACAUCAGAUAGAUGGAUCUGGGUCUAAAGCUUUAGCUUCAGUCUCUACAACGGAGAAUACAAUGACUAUCAGGUUCAAAAGCCUCCAAGGGAUUAUCAGGAAUUUGAAGUAUUAUCCAUGGGCGAUGAAUAAGGAUACUUGAGAUAAUUUUGGAGAAUAUGAAGAGGCAGAUAACUCAGGAUAUGAUUAUCAACAGCAGAUUUAUUCAAUGUACUUAGAAAAGUUCAGUUCAGAUCAGAAAACAGUGUCAAAAGAAGACAAUGCUUGCCUCAACUACUUCACUGCCCAGCCUGAGAUCUGCAUGGACUUAACCCAUAAGAAGCAUGAGUACUGCUCUGAAGGAUUUAGAGAUGUGUACUAUCACUGUAUCGACCGCUGAGGAGAUGGUACCGUUCAGAUGUCCCCAAGAAUGUUAGAGUGUGACGACGGCAAUACAGAUGAUGGUGAUGGGUGUUCGAAGUAUUGUACAGUUGAAGAUAAACACAUCUGUGAAAUAGACCCUACACUAGGUAAUAAGUCAUACUGCCAACUUGCAUGUGGAAGCGGAACUCUUCAAACAGAUACUGAGCUUUGUGAUGAUGGAAAUAGAGGUAGCGGAGAUGGCUGAGAAAGUGAUUGAACUAUUACGUAUAAGUAUAGUUGACAAAAUUUUAUUGACCAGCCUUCCUACUGAACUCCUGCAUGAGGAAACUCUGAAAGGAACCCUGAAUAUGGAGAAACAUGUGAUGAUGGUAAUAAUAUGGACUUUGACGGAUGAUCUAAAGACUGAACAGUUGAGACUAAUUACAUAUGAACACAAGUUUCAGGAAAGCCUGAUGUCUGUGAGACUGAGUUCCCGAGGCCAGUCCCAAUAACUUCUACAUUUGAUCAGAUGACUAACAUCAUUACAGUAGAGUUCGAUCAAGAAAUGAUGGACCAAGAAAUGAAGAAUACAAGUGUAGUCAUUUUCAUCGAAAGCCCUGAAAUAGAAAUAGACUUCACAUUCACAACUAAGUUUGAAGGGAAGAACUUUAUCGUAACAUUGACUUUAUCACCUCCUUUUGUUGGAGGAAUUGGAGAGAAGAUUACACUGAUCCUACAAGAGAUAGAAAAGUUCAGGUCAAACGAAACUAUUCCAAUGCUUUCAGCUGUUGCUUUUAUACAUACUGUACCAGCAUUUCCAGUCAGUGGGUCAUCCGAAAGCUCAGGGAAAGGUGCUUCAUACACUUUCUUGUUUACAGUUGGAGCCUCUCUUGGAGUCAGUAUGCUGACUGGUGGAUCAGCAGAGACAAUGUGGAGUUUGGCUAACACUCUUCAGAUUUUGUUCUUUAUGGGACUGAUUGAGUUGGAAUAUCCAUCAGAUCUUGCAAACACAUUCAAAAUAAUGGCUUACUCCAAUUUUGAUAACCCUCUGACUAAAUACAUAACCUCUGUGGUCUUCUUUGGAGUCAACUUCAUAAACUCUCCAGUGAGUACAAACUUCGGAAACCUUGGAUUUGAGUCAACGAACAUCUUGGUCAACAGCUUUGACAAGAUUGGGAUGAUCUGAAUUCUUCUAUUUUCUGCAAUUAUACUAAGUUGCCUCUACAAGAAAGUUAAGGAUAGUAACUCAAAAACUGCAAGAUGAAUCAAGAAAGUAGAUAAAUCUAUCAGAUAUGAGUCCCUAACUAGGUUUGCUGUUGAGCUCAUCCUCAAUCUCUCUGUUGCUUGAUGGAUCAAUAUUUGGUAUGGAAGUACUUAUUCGACUCAGGAUAUUAUUGCAUUCAUAGUUUCUGUAUUUACUCUCUUUGGGAUUUUCCUCUUGACUGUCUACGGAAUUUAUUAUCCAGUCUACCACUUUGAUGGCAUCAAAAUGAACCCUGUCACCCACGAAAGGCAUUGCCUGUUUUUUGUUGAUUUCAAAAAACAGAGAGUCAAACAACUGCUCUACUUCGGGUUCUUCAUGAUCAGGAGAAUGUUGUUUGCAUUUGUCAUCGUGUGCAUGAAAGAAGACCCGAAGAAGCAGCUGGUUUUGUGAAUGUUCAUGUUCACAUGGCAGCUCUAUUACUGAGUGUUGGAAAAACCAUAUGUGUCUCAAACCAACAAUGUUCUAAAUGUGUGCAAUGAAUGCAUUUUAGUACUUUUCACUUGCCUCCUGUACCUCUUUACUGAAACAAGUGAUCCAAAUUCAAUAACUAGAAUCGGAUGGGCAUGCAUUGGAGUUAUCAUAGUGUUCUUCCUGAUGAACUGGUUCAUUAUUUUUCCGGCUUUGAUAUAUUCCACAGUCAAGUCAUGCAAGAAAAAGAAAUUUGAUAAGGCAACCUUGGAUGAAGGAGGUCCAAUGACAUAUAAUGUCAGAAAUCCAUUGAAUAAAGUCUUCCAAAGACCAGAUUUCUCAGUAGAAGAGUUCAGAAAGAGGAUCCAACAACAACACAGUCAGAACAAAGAGAUACAAAUCCGAAAAGCUCCUCCUAUAACUCGCAAAAUCAAGCCUAAAUUACUUGAAAAUUUACCUGACAUAGGACAAAAACUACGGAAAUAACUAUUUUCAUUAAUCCCAAUAAUCUUUACCCUCUAU
Molecule: messenger RNA, 3581 nt
Organism: Moneuplotes crassus
Lineage: Eukaryota; Ciliophora; Spirotrichea; Euplotida; Euplotidae
Source: the annotation of a GenBank genome assembly